AUGUUCCACUCGUUCGACAGCCGCCGGAGUCUCUCCGCCUCGGCAGCCGCCUCCCCGACUCCGUCCCGCAAGGUCAACCGCUCGUGCCAGGAGUGCACAAGGCGCAAAGUCAAGUGUGACGGUGGACACCCUUGCGCCAGUUGCCAGUAUUACAAGGUUGCAGAAACGUGUGAGUACAGACAGCGGAGCAGGCGACAUGCUGUAAGCAGGAGCACUCUUGAGAAGACUUCGGAGCAGCUCCGCGCCCAGGCCAGUGUUCUGCAAGAACUCUUCCCUGAUGUUCCCGUCGACGACUUGGUCGGCAAGAGCCGCGCAGAACUGCUCACUCUACUGCCUCGAGACUCCCUCUUUGGAGCGCGGCCCAUGACCGCUUCACAGCCCAACCUCUUGUCGCCUGUCGCCGGCAUCUCCACCACCGCCGACGAGGACGAGGACGAUGGGCCUGACGACUCGACGCAGAUCUCCGAGAACGAGAACGGAGAAGCCGCCAACGACCGCCGUUGGGACGAAUCUGCCCAGCAGCCCGCCACCAUCCGCGCCAGCGACGAUAUCAACGCCAUCAGCCUGGCGACGGACCAGCACCGCCGCUCUUACCUCGGCGUCACCUCCAUGAGCGCCGUCCUGAGAGCCAUAUUCCGCCUCUGCCCCGCCGCUAAAGAGCACACAGCCGAGCGCGCAAAGAUGUGGGCCGAGUCCCAGUACCCAUCCCAGCUGCUGCCGUCGCUGUCCCUCAUCAGCCCGGGCGCCGGCCUGAACCCCCUGCGCGAGCAGCGCUGCAUCGAGUUCUACUUUGACCACAUCCACCCCAUCACCCCGAUCCUUAACGAGGACGACUUCCGACGGACCCUUGCAGCGGGCGGUCGCCACGACAGCUCCUGGCUCGCCCUCCUCAACAUGGUCUUCACCCUGGGCUCCAUCGCCUCCGGGAGCGAUUCUCUGCACGUACAGUACUACAAACAGGCUCGCGUCUAUCUUGACCUGGACUCCCUCGGUUCUGGCAACAUGGAGAGCCUCCAGGCCCUCUGUCUGCUGGGUGGCUACUAUCUUCACUACCGCAACUCCCCCAACAUGGCCUACGCUGUGCUCGGCGCCGCCCACCGCGUCGCCAUAGCCCUGGGCCUGCACCGAGAACCCGCCCGCAGCCGCGCCGCUGAGCGCGCCGAGAACCACCCGGAACACGCCACCCACAUCUCCCGCGCCGAGACGCGUCGCCGGACCUGGUGGAGCCUCUUCUGCCUCGACACCUGGGCGAGCAUGACUCUCGGUCGCCCGACCUGCGGCCGCUGGGACAGCAGCACCAUGGAUACGCUCCUCCCCACGCCGCUGUUCGCCGAUGACCACGCCGCCGCCUCGCUGCGGGCGAGCUGCCUGUUCUGCCACAUAUGCGACCGGAUCCAACACCGCUUCGCCCAACACGCCCGCCUGUCCGCCCACGAAGCCCUGGCCUUCGAUCGCGAGUUGCGCGAAUGGCACGCCUCCCUGCCCGAGUAUCUGAGGAACCCGGCAAACUCCCCUCCCCGGCUGACUGUGGCCCGCGAGUUCAUGCGCAAUCGCUACCUGAACGUGCGACUCAUCCUGUCCCGCUGUUUCCUGCUGUACCUCGCCCACGACCGCAGCCUCAAACGCGGCGCCGCUGCCAUCUCCGCCGUCAUCGAGCCCUCCCCCGACGACGUGAUGCUGGUCGACACCUGCCGCUCCGUUGCGCUGGAGGCCAUUGACGCCAUAACCCUCUACUGGACACCCAACCGCGUUCACGUCUGGAACUCGGCAUGGUAUCUCUUCCAAGCUUGUAUGGUCCCGUUGCUGUCCAUCGCCAUCGAGACCAACCACCGCCACUCAUCUCGCAAGCAACAGCAGCAGCAGCAGCAGCAGCAGACACAACCGCACUUGUCACAAUCGCAACAGCCAACCAUCUCCUCGAGAACGUCCUUGACUAAUACCGACACUGUCCCGCCGUCCAGAACCGUAGCCACAACCGCACCCUCGCCGGAAAAUAACCCCCUCCUGACCUCCUGGUGCGCGAGCCUCACGAAAGCCCUCGAGCUGUUCGCCGAGAUGCGCCCCUGGAUGCGCGCCUCGGACCGCACGCCGGACAUCGUUUCGGCUCUCUACGAGGCCGUCACCGCCGAUGUUGACGGAUCCGGCGCCGGCUCCGCUAUUCGCACGCCGUCGGCCACCACGGACAGCGGCAUGGACCUGUUUGGAUGGUGCGACGAGCAGCUAACGGAGCUGGACUGGGGCGCGUUCCUCGGCAGCAGCGGCGGCGGCGGGGGUGGCGGCGGGGGUGGCGAGGACGGGAUGCAUCAGAGUAUGUUUGCUUUCUCCUAA
Messenger RNA from Colletotrichum higginsianum IMI 349063, 2328 nucleotides. Its product is annotated as Fungal specific transcription factor domain-containing protein. Bases 1 to 2328 code for a protein of 775 amino acids. NCBI's taxonomy places the organism in Eukaryota, Fungi, Ascomycota, Sordariomycetes, Glomerellales, Glomerellaceae. Gene Ontology annotation, molecular function: RNA polymerase II cis-regulatory region sequence-specific DNA binding; DNA-binding transcription factor activity, RNA polymerase II-specific; zinc ion binding. The record is from RefSeq and is a predicted model, not a curated record. The transcript is spliced from 2 exons. Gene Ontology annotation, biological process: positive regulation of transcription from RNA polymerase II promoter by galactose; DNA-templated transcription. Gene Ontology annotation, cellular component: nucleus.